AUGUUUAAUAAAAACGACGAUGAUAUUAGGUGCCGUGACUGGGUUUGUGCAGUUGGGGACCCAAGUGUUGCAUCAUGCACAUGGGAGACAUUAAUUACACACGGUUAUGUGUGCAAAGAUCAUUUCGAGGAAAAGUAUGUAACAGCCAUCCAAGGGAUUACAGUGAACGCUGUUCCUACAAUCUUUCCUCAUUUACGAACUCCCCUCUCUGAGCCACAAUUGCGGUUGUUCGAUGAAAGUGUUCCAGUUCAAAAGAGUGCACUUGGUUUUCAAUAUUAUGAAAGAGAUGGUUCAAAUGUUAAAGAUCCAACAAUAAACCAGAAUCCAAUAAUGCAUAACAUAGUGGUGGAAGCAGAAAGUAUAAUUAAAUUAGAAGAGGUAAAUUUUGAAUUAUUAAAGGAGGCGAAGGUUGGUUCACAUGUUGAAGAACCAAUAAUGAUUAAGAAUCCAAUAAAGGACGACAUAGUGGUGGAAGCAGAGAGUAUAAUUAAAUUAGAAGAGGUCAAGGAAGAGCCAAAUGACUAUGUUGAAUCUUCUUGGACUUUCCUAGGUGAGGUGCAGCCACCAGUGCCACUGAUGGAACCAAAGGAGGAGGUUGCAGAGGUUAAGCAGGAAGAAGAGGUGAUGGUUGAGGCGCAGACGUCAUUGCCAUUGUUGGAACCAAUGGAGGAGGUUGCGGAAAUUAAGCAGGAAGAAGAGGAGUUGGAUCCUCCUGCAGCAGUUUUUAUAAAAUGUGGGACUGGGGAGAUUCAGGCAGAAGGAGAGUUGGAUUGUUCAUUACUAAAUAGUGAAUUGAGGGUUGCUAUGAAUAUACUUGGUGAUUUGGGGCUGGUAAGGCAGCAACAACUACAACAGGUGGCAAUUGGCUUCAACUUCUUGCAAAUUGUAGGUUGCACAUCAAGUGAACCUCGUCAAGCUCCAACAUGGGCCAUUCGGUGCUAUGGGAGUUUAUAA
Gryllus bimaculatus (two-spotted cricket) is the source of this 954-nucleotide messenger RNA. NCBI's taxonomy places the organism in Eukaryota, Metazoa, Arthropoda, Insecta, Orthoptera, Gryllidae. The record is from the annotation of a GenBank genome assembly.